ACCCCGAUAGUUGGUGCAGCCAUGCUCCAUGACCUGUGGUCGCGGAGUGCCCACGCUGGCCUGCGGGCUGUGUCUGUGCCUCUACCACCCCGCGUGCGCCGGCCUCACGGCCCCUAGACCAGAGGGGACCUUCUUCUGCAAGAACUGCCGCAAGUCCAGCUCGCCGUCAUCAUCCCCGCCGCCGCUGACGCACAAGUCCGGGCUGACGUCGCUGGUGGCGCCGAGCGCGCGCCGCGCCGCCCCGCCCCUGCCCGUGCCCGCGCUGGUGCCCAAGCCCCGCCCCGCCCCCGCCCCCUCCGCCCCCUCCGCGCAGCCGGCAGACAAGCGAGUCACGCUGAGAAUGAAGAUGGCAGGCGGGCCGGACGGCGCUCGCGUAUGGGCGGUGUCACCUGCGCGUGGCUCGCUGCCUCAGUCGCUGGCCGUACUCAACGGUCGCCGCUUCAUCGUGGUGCCGCGCGCUAUAGUGCAGUCUGCUCCAUAACAACUGGGUGUGAACGAGACGGGUAGCACCACGCUGCAAACUGUAUAAUCACAAUUAACUUUACAAUAAGAUCGACUAUGAUAAUAUUGAAUACAGAAUUUUAUGAAAUAGAUCAAUGC
This is a messenger RNA of Cydia amplana, 600 nucleotides long. Its product is annotated as putative keratin-associated protein 4-16. The coding region runs from base 29 to 481 and encodes 150 amino acids. The transcript is spliced from 4 exons. Lineage: Eukaryota; Metazoa; Arthropoda; Insecta; Lepidoptera; Tortricidae. The record is from RefSeq and is a predicted model, not a curated record.